UCCUAACUAUGGCUAUCGGAGGUGUUAAGCGGCAUAGGUCAUUCGCGCAACAAGGUUAUCACAAGAUUUAAAAAAAGGGGGAAGAUUUUUGUGCGACGGCAACUUACUUAGGAAGUCAGUCUGUCGAAAACCUUCUUCACAGAUCGGAUGUAAUUUUUUUUAUCCCAUUUUUAAUUUUCAAGUGAUUAUUUUUUCUAAAAAAAACGAACCCCAAAAAAAAAAAAAUAAAGGCACUAAAAAUGCCACCUUGGUGAAAAAAAAUAAGAAAGGAGGCGAAAAUAAAGUGAACCAAAAAAAAAGAAGGAAAGAAAGAAAGAAAGGAUUUUGAAACCAAAAAAAGGGAAUUUUCCCCCCGGAAUUUUCCAAAAAAAUGGAAAAACAAAAUGUCAAAGAAGCUGGUCAAUUACUAAAGAGUUGUUUAGUGUGGAUUAUUGGAUCAAUAAUAAUAUUCAGUACAACAAUUCUCGUUGUAUUUUGGUGUACAAAUAUAUUUCGCGAUGCAAUAAUGACAGAGUUGCAAAUUAAAAAUGGAACAAAUAAUUUUGCCAUGUGGCAAAGACCCUCGGUUCGUGUUGUCUACAAAAUUCAUCUCUUCAAUUACACGAAUGUCGAGGAUUUUGAGAAUGAUCGUGCUGAAAAAUUGCGAGUCGAGGACAUUGGUCCUUAUAUUUAUCGUGAGACAUUGCAACGUGUCAAUCCGGUAUUUCAUCAAAAUGGAACAAUUUCCUAUCAGGAAGUGAGAUCAUAUCAAUGGGAGGGUGGUCGUUCAGAUGAAGAGAUUCUAGUUGUACCAAAUUUUCUCCUUUUUGCCGCUAUGGCUUAUUUAAGGGACUAUCCGUAUAUUUAUCAUUUCACUUUCACGACAAUUUUAGCCGGAUUGAGGGCUAAAAGAUUUAUCAAACUUUCGGCUGGCGAAUUUUUAUGGGGCUAUGACGAUGAAUUGUUCAAUUAUGGAAAACCUUUUAUUUCAAUGAAGCAGCAUAUUCCGUUUGAGAAAUUCGGCCUUCUUGCACUUAAACCAGGUUUGUCGAAUGAUCGAUUCACAAUUAAUACGGGUGAAAAUGAUAUGGACAAAUUGGGCAUUAUUGAAAGACUUAAUGGAAUGGAGAGCAGGGAAAUAUGGGGCGAUGAGGAAUGUGACAAAAUAACAGGCACCGAUGGCAGUAUUUUUCCACCGAAACUUAUUCGCGAUCCAAAUGCAACAUUGCACAUUUACUCGAAGGAAAUUUGCCGAACUGUUCCACUUAAGUUUCAUGGUCACUCGAGUGCACAAGGAAUACCCACUAUGAGAUACGUGCCGGUUGACGAUCUUUUCACAGCUUCCGAAACAAAGAAUUAUUGUUACUGUCAGCGAGUAAGGGACAAGGAGAAAAAGGUAUUUUCGAAAGCCUCAUGUCCACCAAUGGGAGUAUUCAAUGCCUCGGCCUGCAAUUUUGGAAUGCCGACAUUAACAUCCUACCCUCAUUUUUAUCAGGGUGAUAAACUUCUCAUUGAACAAUUCGAUGGUCUCAAUCCACAGAAGGAAUUACAUGAAACUUUCAUCGAUUUGCAUCCACACUUGGGAGUUCCGAUUGGCGGACAUUCGCGAAUACAACUAAAUCUAGAGGCACGUAAAGCAGACGGUGUGCCAUAUUUUGGAAAAAUUAAGGACGGUACGAUAUUGCCCCUUAUGUGGAUGGAAGCUGCAAUUGAAAAUAUUCCCGAUCCAGUGCUCAGUCUACUUUCACAUGCUUAUUACACUGUCAAUAUUGUCGAUCAAAUAUUCAAAUGGGGUAGCGUUGUUUCACUAAUUUUAUCACUAGCAUCACUCUAUCAUAUAUUGCGAAAGAAACAAUUAGAAAAGCACAUUGUUCUGCACAGAAAUACUUCCGGUCAAAAUCCACUUCUCUAAAAAUGAGGAGGAAAAAAAAUUUUUUUUUUUACAUUUACAAAAAUACGAAUUUACAAAAAAACGUAUAAAAUUUAUUUUUGUAUAAUAAAUACAAAAGGAAGGAAGUAACUUUAAUCGCUGGAACGAUUAAAAACAAAAUAUUCCAUCUCUUAAUUUUGAUGACGCACUCUUGGUACGUUCUAGAUACCAAUAUAUUUAAUACACUAUAAAAUAAUUAAAAUUUAAAUAAUAAUUCUAAGAAUAAUAACAUCAUUCAUUGAAAAUCGUAUAUAUAUACAGAAAAAUUUGAAUUUCACUCGAAAAAAAUUCUCUUUUGUUCAGCAAAUCGUUUUGUGAACUUAUUUUAGCGAAUUAACUGUAGAAGAUUAGAAGACUAGUAAUCUUGCUAUCAUCAUUUAGUCAAUUUUCGUAAAAACAAUAAUUCAAGAAUUUAAAGAGACGCUGGAACCGCCUCUCGCGAUUAAUAUUUUGAUUCCUUUUAUUUUUAUCUAAAAUCCGCUCUUUUAAACUUUUUUUUGUUUAAAUAAAUUCAAACGCAAUUAAUUUCGUUAUAAAUUAAAUUAAAUUUUAAACCAAAUUAAAUUA
Messenger RNA from Leptopilina heterotoma, 2476 nucleotides. RefSeq names its product scavenger receptor class B member 1-like. Bases 371 to 1891 code for a protein of 506 amino acids. The record is from RefSeq and is a predicted model, not a curated record. Gene Ontology annotation, cellular component: cytoplasm; membrane. The transcript is spliced from 4 exons. Gene Ontology annotation, molecular function: scavenger receptor activity. Lineage: Eukaryota; Metazoa; Arthropoda; Insecta; Hymenoptera; Figitidae.